UCCGGGUUAAGAGUCAGUGUCCGGGCUCAAGAUGGCGGCGCCGAAUGAGUUGUUUUGUUGGGAAGGAGACUGGGGUUUACCGUCCGUCAGCACCGACUGUCUGGUGGUCCUGGCCUAUGCUCAGUUCGCAGGAGCUCCCCUCAAACUUAGGAAGAUGUCCAACCCCUGGCGGAGUCCCGGCGGUUCACUUCCUGCUCUGAGGACCAAUCAAAAAGAAAGUCUGUCCAGACCCUCUGACAUCAUCAUUCACCUGAGGAAACAGGUAAACACCUGCACAUCUGUCAGGGCUCGUUUCCACUGUGAUGACGACGUUAAUAAAAUUAAUUUAAGGAGCUUGGAGCUACAGAUAGACACUCCUGCUUAUUAUGGUUGGUUCCUCAGAGGAACAGAGUGGUGGAGAAAGAGUGUUAUCUAAAAGUCAUUGUAAGUU
Paralichthys olivaceus (Japanese flounder) is the source of this 430-nucleotide messenger RNA. Lineage: Eukaryota; Metazoa; Chordata; Actinopteri; Pleuronectiformes; Paralichthyidae. The record is from RefSeq and is a predicted model, not a curated record.